Messenger RNA from Camellia sinensis, 2556 nucleotides. RefSeq names its product neutral ceramidase 2. The record is from RefSeq and is a predicted model, not a curated record. Gene Ontology annotation, cellular component: extracellular region. Gene Ontology annotation, biological process: sphingosine biosynthetic process; long-chain fatty acid biosynthetic process; ceramide catabolic process. Gene Ontology annotation, molecular function: N-acylsphingosine amidohydrolase activity. Lineage: Eukaryota; Viridiplantae; Streptophyta; Magnoliopsida; Ericales; Theaceae.
AACUUUAAUCAAUCAAUCAGAAUGAGAAAAUUAAAACAUCAUAAUGUUCAUAUUAUACCCAUCUCUAACUUCAAUUAUUGCCGGACUAGUUGUUGUAAUUUGUGUAGUGAUCGCCGGAGGAGCUAAUGGGGAACACUUGAUCGGAGUGGGAAGCUACGACAUGACCGGUCCGGCAGAGGGAGUGAACAUGAUGGGUUAUGCUAAUUUGGAGCAGAAAACAGCAGGUAUACAUUUCAGGUUAAGAGCAAGGACUUUUAUUGUUGCUGAUGAGAACCCAAAAGGAGAAAGGUUUGCUUUUGUCAACCUUGAUGCUGGUAUGGCUUCCCAGCUUGUCACUAUUAAAGUUCUUGAGAAGCUCAAAUCAAGGUAUGGGGAUUUGUAUAACGAAGACAACAUAGCAAUCAGUGGGACACAUACUCAUGCUGGACCAGGGGGGUAUUUGCAAUACAUUAUAUACUCAGUUACUUCUUUUGGCUUUGUCCCACAAUCAUUUGAUGCCAUUGUUACUGCUAUUGUAAUGAGCAUAGCUCAGGCUCAUGAUAAUCUCAAACCUGGUUCCAUUUUCAUCAACCAAGGAGAUGUAGAGAAUGCAGGAAUAAAUAGAAGCCCCAGUGCAUACUUGUUCAACCCACCGGAGGAGAGAGCCAGAUACCAGAGGGAUGUUGAUCCGGAUAUGACACUGUUGAAGUUUGUGGAUGGAAAGAGUGGGAAGAGUAUUGGAGCGUUCAGUUGGUUCGCGACACACGGGACUUCAAUGAGCAGAGACAACAAGCUCAUCAGCGGAGACAACAAGGGUGCAGCCGCUAGGUUCUUCGAAGACUGGUUCACUUCCACCACCACUAAUUCCACCCUACUACCACCAUCCGCCUCCUCUACCACAUCCACCAAGAGAGGAUUGAGAAUCAAGAGCACGGGAGGACAACCUUGCACCAAAACAACAAGCCAAGGGUUCAAGGUGAGGAAGAAGGACAGCUCUUUAUUUGUUGGAGCAUUUUGCCAAUCAAACGUUGGAGAUGUCACCCCCAAUGUUCUUGGAGCCUUUUGCACUGACACCGGAAAACCAUGUGAUUUCAUCAGUUCAACCUGUCAUGGUGAUGACACUCUCUGUGUUGGUCGUGGGCCUGGGUAUCCAGAUGAAAUAUUGAGCACAAAGAUCAUAGGAGAGAGACAGUUUAAAAAGGCAGUUGAUCUAUUUACAACAGCUAAAGAUGAAAUAAGAGGGAAGAUAGAUUAUCGACAUGUUUAUCUGAAUUUCACAAAUCUAGAGGUGGAAUUAGAGGGGAAGGUAGUGAGAACAUGUCCUGCAGCCCUAGGCCCAAGUUUUGCUGCUGGAACUACUGAUGGACCUGGCAUUUUUGGUUUCAAACAAGGUGACACUGAGAUCAACGAGUUUUGGAAAAGGGUAAGAGAUUUCCUAAAGGAACCAAGUCAACUUCAGCUGGACUGCCAAGAGCCCAAGCCCGUUCUUCUUGACAUUGGGGAAAUGUUUGAACCCUAUGCUUGGGCUCCUGCAAUUCUCCCAAUUCAAAUGCUCAGGUUGGGCAAACUCAUCAUACUAUCUGUUCCAGGAGAGUUCACAACAAUGGCUGGCCGGCGACUUAGGGAGGCAGUUAAAGAGACACUGAUAAGUGAAGGGAACGGUGAAUUCAACAAUGAAACCCACAUUGUAAUAGCAGGCCUUACAAAUACUUACUCACAAUAUGUUGCAACUUUAGAGGAAUACAAGCAACAACGAUAUGAGGCUGCUUCAACACUCUAUGGUCCGCACACUUUAUCAGCAUAUAUCCAAGAGUUCAACAAAUUAGCAAAAGCUAUGGCAAAAGGAGAAAAGAUCGUCAAGAAACGCCCAUCACCCCCAGACCUAACCUCUUCUCAGCUCAGCUUCACACUUGGCCCAUUUGGCAACUCACCUCCCCCUGACAAAAAUUUAGGCGACUUGAAAGAAGACGUAACUUUACCCAAAAGUGGCUCAUUCAAAAAGGGAGAUAGACCAAGUGCCACAUUUUGGAGCGCCAACCCUAGAUAUGACCUAUUGACAGAAGGCACAUUUGCUGUCGUAGAGAUGCUUCAAGGGAAAAGAUGGGUUCCAGCUUAUGAUGAUGAUGAUUUCAGCUUAUAUUUUAAGUGGAACUUUGAUAACGUUAGCUUUUUUGGCUUAGGGACCGUUGAAUGGGAAGUGCCUACAGAGGCUAGCUCUGGGACUUAUCGGCUAAGGCACUUUGGUUCAGCAAAUGAAACAGAGAAAUCACCCACCAAAUACUUUACCGGGACGUCUAGUUCAUUUACAGUAUCUUAAUAAAACAAUGUAGCAGUGCAUCAAGCAAAAAUAAGAGCAGGUUAAUUUAUUGUAAGCACUCGUGUAAAUUUUAUUGUAAUCAACACCAAAAGCCAUAGAUCUUAUGAAGCAUACAAUAAGAUAAGAGAUGUCCCAAGGGAAGACACAGAAUAACAUCAGAGGGACAUACUCAUUUGUUCAUCCAAAUCACACAUCGGAGACAUUUUCCUUCAAGAAGUAAAUCAAAAGCUUUGUUGAUGUCUUCAAAGCUCAUCUCAUGU